Poecilia reticulata (guppy) is the source of this 3709-nucleotide messenger RNA. RefSeq names its product actinin, alpha 4 (gene actn4). Lineage: Eukaryota; Metazoa; Chordata; Actinopteri; Cyprinodontiformes; Poeciliidae. Gene Ontology annotation, molecular function: protein binding; calcium ion binding. The record is from RefSeq and is a predicted model, not a curated record.
AUGGUAGAUUAUCACGCCUCCAACAACCAGUCUGCCGGCGGGGUUCAGACCUACAUGGAGCAGGAGAACGACUGGGACCGGGACCUGCUGCUGGACCCGGCCUGGGAGAAGCAGCAGCGGAAGACGUUCACGGCGUGGUGCAACUCCCACCUGAGGAAAGCCGGGACGCAGAUCGAAAACAUCGAGGAAGACUUCAGGGAUGGACUCAAACUGAUGCUGCUGCUGGAGGUCAUCUCAGGCGAGCGGUUACCGAAGCCGGAGCGAGGCAAGAUGAGGGUCCACAAGAUCAACAACGUCAACAAAGCGCUGGACUUCAUCGCCAGCAAGGGAGUCAAGCUGGUGUCCAUCGGAGCCGAGGAAAUCGUUGAUGGGAACGCCAAGAUGACGCUGGGAAUGAUCUGGACCAUCAUCCUCCGCUUCGCCAUCCAGGACAUCUCUGUUGAAGAGACCUCUGCUAAGGAGGGUCUCCUCCUGUGGUGCCAGAGGAAGACGGCUCCUUACAAGAACGUCAACGUGCAGAACUUCCACAUCAGCUGGAAGGACGGCCUCGCCUUCAACGCUCUGAUCCACAGACACAGACCCGACCUCAUCGACUACGACAGCCUCAGAAAGGACGACCCCGUCACCAACCUGAACAAUGCCUUCGAGGUGGCGGAGAAGCACCUGGACAUCCCCAAAAUGUUGGACGCUGAAGACAUCGUGGGCACUCUGAGGCCGGAUGAGAAGGCCAUUAUGACCUAUGUCUCCUGCUUCUAUCACGCCUUCUCUGGCGCACAGAAGGCUGAGACGGCCGCCAAUCGCAUCUGCAAAGUGCUGGCUGUCAACCAGGAGAACGAACAGAUGAUGGAGGAUUAUGAGAAGCUCGCCAGCGACCUGCUAGAGUGGAUUCGUCGGACGAUCCCUUGGCUGGAGAACCGAACCCAGGAGAAAACCGUGAAAGACCUGCAGGCCAAACAGGAGGACUUCAGAGAUUACCGCACCGUUCACAAACCACCCAAGGUCCAGGAAAAGUGUCAGCUGGAGAUCAGCUUCAACACUCUGCAGACGAAACUGAGACUGAGCAACAGACCUGCCUUCAUGCCGUCAGAAGGACGCAUGGUGUCCGACAUAAACACGGCGUGGCACACCCUGGAGGGAGCGGAGAAGGGAUACGAGGAGUGGAUCCUGAGCGAGAUCCGGCGUCUGGAGAGACUGGAGCAUCUGGCUGAGAAGUUCCACCAGAAAGCCGCCAUCCACGAAUCCUGGACUGACGGUAAGGAGGCCAUGUUGACCCAGAAGGACUACGAGACCUCCACUCUGUCGGAGGUGAAAGCGUUGCUACGGAAACACGAGGCCUUCGAGAGCGACCUGGCGGCCCACCAGGACCGAGUGGAGCAGAUCGCCGCCAUCGCUCAGGAGCUCAAUGAACUGGACUAUUACGACGCCGCCAGCGUCAACACUCGCUGCCAGAAGAUCUGCGAACAGUGGGACAUCCUGGGAUCGCUCACCCACAGCCGCAAAGAGUCACUGGAGAGAACGGAGAAGCAGCUGGAGUCGAUAGAUGAGCUCUACCUGGAGUACGCCAAGAGGGCGGCGCCGUUCAACAACUGGAUGGAGGGCGCCAUGGAGGACCUGCAGGACAUGUUCAUCGUUCACAACAUCGAGGAGAUCCAGGGUCUGAUCUCGGCCCAUGAGCAGUUCAAGUCCACGCUGCCGGAGGCCAACAAGGAGCGCGAGGCCAUCCAGGCCAUCCAGGCCGAGGUGCAGAGGAUCGCCCAGAGCAACGGCAUCAAGCUGAGCGGCGCCAACCCCUACACCACCAUCACGCCCCAGAGCAUCGACAGCAAGUGGGAGAAGGCCAUGGCCAUGGUGCCGCAGCGCGACACCGCCCUGCAGGACGAGCUGAACAAACAGAACUCCAACGACACGCUGAGAGCCACGUUCGCCGCCCAGGCCAACUCAGUCGGCGCCUACAUCCAGGCCAAGAUGGAGGAAAUCGGCAGGAUAUCCAUCGAGAUGAACGGCACCCUGGAGGACCAGCUGACCAACCUGAAGGAUUACCAGAAGACCAUCAUGUCCUACAUGCCGGAGAUCAACAAGCUGGAGGGACACCACCAGCACAUCCAGGAGGCGCUGAUCUUUGACAACCAGUACACGUCCUACACCAUGGAGCACCUCCGUGUCGGCUGGGAGCAGCUGCUCACCACCAUCGCCAGAACCAUCAACGAGGUGGAGAACCAGAUCCUGACGCGCGACGCCAAGGGCAUCAGCCAGGAGCAGCUGUUCGAGUACCGCGCCUCCUUCAACCACUUCGACAAGGAUCACAGUGGAGGCCUGAAGGCGGAGGAGUUCAAGGCCUGUCUGAUCAGUCUGGGCUACGAUGUGGAGAACGACAAGCAGAAGCGAUCGGGUCAGAUGGUGUCGGAUGAUUUCCGGGCUCUGCUCAUUUCUACAGGAAACAGUCUGGGCGACGGGGAGUUCAACCGCAUCAUGGGCAUCGUAGAUCCCAACGGCUCCGGCUUCGUGACCUUCCAGGCCUUCAUCGACUUCAUGUCCAGGGAAACGACCGACACGGACACGGCCGACCAGGUCAUCGCUUCCUUCAAGAUCCUGGCUGGAGACAAGAACUUCAUCACGGCAGACGAGCUGCGGAGGGAGCUGCCGCCGGACCAGGCCGAGUACUGCAUCGCCCGCAUGGCGCCGUACGCGGGGCCCGACGGCGUCCCCGGCGCCCUGGACUACAUGUCGUUCUCCACGGCGCUGUACGGAGAGAGCGACCUGUAGAGGAGGAGGAGGAGGCGGCGCGGCCCGGGGGGUCCAGGGGUUCUGAGAGCUGCCCCCGGAUGUGCCCGUUUGAUUCCCAGAAUAUUUGUCCGACACGCGGCUUGUUGAUUCAACCGGAGGUCCUGAAGGUUUAGAACGGGCACAUCCAAGGGCAGCACUUCCUGAGUUCACCCCGUUUGGUUUUUGUUUUGUUUUGUGGGUCAAACUGGGGCGGGGGGGGCAGCAUUCUGGACUGGGGGGGAAUCACACAAGCUAAUCUGAUACUUAUGCUAAUUUUGUUUAUUUUAUUAUAAUUUGUUUCUUCUUGCCAGGUGGGAGGGGUCGGGGGGUCAAAGGUCAGGGUCUCCUACAGCAGCUGGCAAGGUCUGUGUAUUAGAUCCUAGAGAGAUAUAUGCUGGGGGGGGGGGCUCUUCCUCUCCUCCCAGAGCCGGUUGUUUAUUUCCAGGCGGCGGGGUCGGGGGGUUCCCCAGUGGCUCGGCCGGCUUCCUGCUCGCCCAUCCGAACAAAUACUCAAAUUUAUCUCUGAAGUUUCCUGGAUUUCUAGCAGACGUCCUCCGUCCCGCUCCUCCCUUCCCAGAGGAGGGGUGUACUUAUUUAAACGCUCCCAUCAUGUCAAACCGCAACCAAAUUAAGAAAAACCAGAAACUAUGCAAUCAUGUUCUGACCGAGUUCUCGCUCGGGUAAUUGGAGUAACAUCCGCCACUAACGAGGGAGGAGGGGGAGGCGGCCGGAGGGGCGGAUCAAACGGGGGGGAAAUCAGUUUUCCUCCCUCUUUUUUCCCCGUUAGGUUGAAAUGAACUCAGAAAUGGUGAUUAUUAUUAUUUUUUUCCUUUUUUUGUACUCUUUAAUAUCGAACCUUAUCUGCUGUACUGGAAACUGCAACGCCUUCUGUCUAAUGAUACAUGACUUUCACAAAGCACACAUAAAAGGUUUCCUUACAAAACGC